This is a messenger RNA of Lactuca saligna, 1779 nucleotides long. Lineage: Eukaryota; Viridiplantae; Streptophyta; Magnoliopsida; Asterales; Asteraceae. The record is from the annotation of a GenBank genome assembly.
AUGGCGGCAUCUCUGUUCACAUACUCCUCAACCUCUCGAAGAGUCAUUCCUGCCCCAAACUCUCCUCCACUUCCAAUUCACAUCAAGGCAACCAAUGUCGUCUUCAACCCUGACAUUCCAGAGGUUCAUCGAGGUCUUGGACUCGAUGAUUUCGUCAAUUUCUUGGCUUCUUGUCGCCUCCGAUAUGCAAUCAGUGAUGUACCGUCCGAGUUCUUCCCUGAACAAGUAUGUGAGUUUUACUAUACUGCAACAGUUAAUGAAAAAAAACAAUUCCAUCACCAGAACCAUUGGUCAUGGCAGACACUCUGUCUUCAUCACCGCAGAACUACUCAGUGCGGCUUUAAGGCUGGUACUCGAUCAGCUCUUAUUUUGCGUCAGUGCAUGACCCCAAGCUGGAAGUUUUUCACUGGUGCUUUAUGCAAGUGUAUGGGUCACAAGUCUCGCAAUGGUGAUCAAUUGAGCAAUUAUGAGCAACAAGUCGUCUGCUCCCUUCUUCUCAACAAAAGAUUAGAUUAUGGGGCACUAUUCUUUGAUCAUCUUGUUCAGCUUCUAUGUGCAAAUGUGUGUGCUGAUCAUGUUCCCUUUCCACGCUGGAUUGCCCUGGUGUUCGACAAAUUCUUCACUGCUGACUACUUUUCUCACUCUGGGAAUCCAAUCCAAUGCCCUCGAAUGUCCGUUCGUAUGUAUCAGGAUGAUCCUUUGGAUACUGACAUUGGAAUCUCCGAUAGGAUGAGAGAAUGGAUUGCCAAUCCAUACACUAUGCCUUCUCUCACCGCUGACACUGAUGAAGGAGGUGCUGAUGGUAAUCGUAUGGAUCAUGCUGAUCAAGAGGUGGAACAUCAUGAUGGCAACCAUUUCUCCUUUCAACUUUCUCAUCACCUCAUCUCGGCCACUGGCAAAGCCUCCUCAGCACCACAGGAUUCCAUACCUCUGGGGGGGCAACCAUCACAGGGGGAGCAUCAGUCUCAGGGGGAGCAUUCAUCACCAGCAGCUCACCACUUCUCUCCAAGGAUGCAACCUAGCUCUCCAGUUGUCCCAGGUACCUCAAUAGUUCAAAUUCCCGCUUCAGCAUUUUCUGAACUGAUGUCACUGACUCAGGACAUGAGUCAGCGUCUGCUUCGUAUUGAGGCUGAUGUUCAACAAAUCAAGGAGGUUCUCUUACUUACUCCUCCCCCUAGUCCCAAAUCUAAUGAUGUUCAAAAAGGGGGAGAUACUGAUGAUGAUGUUGAUGCUGAUGAUCAUGCUGAUGGUGAACCAAAUGCUCAUGCUGAUGGUGAACCAAAUGAGAAAGACACAGAACCUGCUGACAACACUAUCUUUCAGCAUGAAUCAUCCAACCCCAUUCCUGAAUCUGAUUCUGCGGGGCAUAAUAGUCCAGCAGCUACUGAAAAAUUAUUUGAAGACAGUGAGCAUGAUGAAGAGCAUGAUGAACCUGAUGAUGAAUGUCAAAUUCUUGACAUGAACUUCAUUGAUCCUCUCAUUCCAGUUCAGCAAGAAAGCUUAGAUGACCUUGAAGAAUCUCAUCCGAUAUUAGCCGAUCCUUGUGCUGAUCCCAUCAUUCCGAUCCAAGGAGAGGAUUCGGACAUUGCCAAGGCUGCCAAGAAGAAGGAAAAAUCGAGUUGUAGCCACCUUGCUUGCCACCACCCACCACCCACUGCCACCACCUUUAAAACUCGUUUUCUGGCAAGAAUACUGUUGAGGGACCACUACGGAGAGCUUCCUUCACCCCAUCCCUCUUUCCUUUCAUCUUCAAUAGGAAGUAGCAGAAACUGGAAGUAG